AUGGUUUUGUUUAAUAAGAAUAGCGAGAAUUUCUGCACAGAGAAGAAAAAUGUACGGAGAAACAGGGUCUCCCUGACGACAUCCACGCUGGACAAGAAACUGCUCAGAAAGAAAACCGCUUUAAAGCAUAGAAGCUUUAAAAUAGUUAUAGUGACCGGCAGAGGUACACUGUUCGUUGGAUUGCUUGGGUUCUUAAACCCUUCAAACAGAACAUUCGAUGGAACUUGUUGUGGCGGGAAAAACUCUACCCUCUGUUACUCUGACUGUCGUCUGCUUUUUGACAUCACUGUAAUCGGCCUCGAGCAAAAUGAAACAAAGAGUCCUUUAGACACACCAGUCUCUGGAACAAGAGUUAUUUCAAUACCACCUUCAAACGAAAUGAAGAAUCCUCUGUCAUUUUCUUUCCAAAAAUGGCCUGGGGAAGUAGAAAUUGUUGUCAAUAUAUACGACAUGGAAAGAAAAAACAGAAGUUUGGUGGAUAUAUUUAACUUCACAUUUAAAUAUGGAAAACCAGAAUUGAAUUACAAGAAUGAGACUAUAUAUGGGAUUAGACCACAAAACGAGACACUAUUACGAUUAAUACUGCGAUACAACUGUGACAUUUUCUACUUUGAAAAAGAAGAUUGCAGUCGAUUCUGUCUUCUUGGCAAUUAUCCAUGUUUAACUAGUCAAACAGGAACUACCAAUCGUGUAACAGACUAUGUUCUUUCACUUUCUACCGCCAAGCCAAGUAACGGAAGACUAUGUCCAACGAUUCACCCUGUUUCAGGAAUAACACAGCAAUCACAUACAAACGAAUCUGCUGAAAAUUGUACAAAUAAUUUCAACGAGAAAUCCACAUCGAACACAGUGGACACUACAUCUUCAACGGAAGAUCCUAUUACAAUUUCUGAUAUGAAAACAUCAGCAGGAAUCAAUCUAUUUACUACUGCUUCAGAAACUAUAGAUUUGCUGUCUACAGAAAUAAGUACAGAUAAAGUGACUGUAUCCUCCACAGAAAGUGCAUUUAUGUCAUCACUUGCAAGUCAAUGGAAGUCAAGGGAGGAAACAACCACCGAAACUUUGGUUUCCUCCUCAUUUAAACCAGAAGCACAAAUAAGUGUUACAUCAAGUCGAAAGACGACAAAAAGUAACCCUCCAACAAAUAGAGUAGCGGUCAUAACCACUUCAACAAAACCAACUACCUUGAAACCAGCAACUCAACAGAGUACAGUAUCUAUUCUAAAAAUCAUCGAGAAACAUCCUCUAACAAAAGUCACAGUGGAUACACCAACAACAGAUCCACCCUUAUCUUCAUCAACAAACUCCUUCGAAUUCUCUAAAUCAUCAACCCAUCAAGUAUCACCGAAUAUUCCAGAUGGUGGUCCAAAAACCAUUGAUGAUGACGUCAUGCAUUACUGGCCAGCCAUUGUUGGGGGCGUUUUAGGGAUCCUUGCUGUAAUAGCAGUGCUUGGAGUCUUUGUAUACGUAAGGAAAUUAAGAGCUCAACAAAAAAAGAGAGAAGAUAUCUAUAAUGUUAAUCCACAAACAUGGAUACUAGAAACAAAUGAAAAUGGAACUUCUGGUAUGUCCGAAAUAGCUCUAGAAACGGAAGAAGUAUGA
Saccostrea echinata is the source of this 1602-nucleotide messenger RNA. RefSeq lists its product as uncharacterized. Bases 1 to 1602 code for a protein of 533 amino acids. Gene Ontology annotation, biological process: Notch signaling pathway; multicellular organism development. The record is from RefSeq and is a predicted model, not a curated record. NCBI's taxonomy places the organism in Eukaryota, Metazoa, Mollusca, Bivalvia, Ostreida, Ostreidae. Gene Ontology annotation, cellular component: membrane. The transcript has 6 exons.